AAAUAUAUCUAACCGAUACCAUAAUCUUAUCAUAAACAACUCUUUAUAUAUUCAGUGAUAAAAUCCCCAGUACAGUUCUGGCAAGAUGAAGGCGUGGGUACUGAUCUCUCUCUUCGCUUUGGCGUUCGCUAAGCAUGAGCAGUAUAUUGGAUGGAAAUCGUACUACGUAGCACCAUCCAGCCAGGAUGAGCUGAAAGCCUUCGGCUCAGUGGUCCAGCAGCUGGACGUGGACAUCCUUAGCAAUCCGUACUUGGACCGCGAGGGUGUGGUGCUGGUUGAACCUCACAAGCAGAACAGCUUCACCAGCGCUCUGGAGAGCUACGGCAUCUCCUACAGAAUCCAUGCUGAUGAUAUUAAGGCGAAACUCGACUACGAUGACCAGCUCAUCGAAGAACAAAGAGUCGCUUCGAUGGCCAGGAAUGGCGCAAAGGAAAUGCCGUACGACAAUUACCAGGAGUGGGAGGUGAUCGAAGCUUAUAUGGAAGACAUCGCUCGCCGCUUCCCUAACGUUGCCACUCUGGUGACCGCCGCUAAUUCGUUUGAAGGUCGUCCCAUCAGAUACAUGAAGAUUUCCACCACAAACUUCCAAGACACAAAGAAACCUGUCAUCGUCAUCGACGCAGGCAUCCACGCGAGGGAAUGGAUCACCCCUCCUACAGUGACAUGGGCCAUUCGCAAGCUCACUGAAGAUGUCACUGAACCAGAUCUUCUGGAGAGAUUCGACUGGAUCUUGUUGCCGGUUGCGAACCCUGAUGGAUACAAGUUCAGUUUUACUUCCAGUCGUUUCUGGCGCAAGACCCGCUCCACCGACCAGCACGCGCUCAGCUACCUCUGCCCAGGAGUUGACGGCAACCGCAACUACGACUUCUUCUGGAACACCGUUGGAACCAGCUCCAAUCCUUGCACUGACACCUUUGGAGGCGGCCGCGCCUUCUCCGAAAUCGAAACAAGGGUCGUCAGAGACAUCUUACAUGAGCAUCUUCCCCGCAUCUCCUUGUACCUGACCAUGCAUAGCUAUGGAAGUAUGAUUCUUUACGCCUGGGGUCACGAUGGGUCUUUAUCGAAUAAUGCCUUCGGUCUCCAUACCGUGGGUGUGGCUAUGGCGGAAAAGAUUGAUGAACUUUCUCUAAGCCAUUUCCCAAGAUACGUGGUCGGAAACUCGGUUCUAGUGUUAGGUUACGGUGCCUCAGGAGCUUCGGAAGACUACGCGCAUCACAUCGGAGUGCCUCUGUCUUAUACCUAUGAACUGCCCGGUCUUUCAGGUGGUUUCCAAGGUUUCCACCUUCCUCCUCGGUAUAUUGAGCAAGUAUGCCGUGAGACCUGGGAAGGUAUUGUGGCCGGUGCCAGAAAAUCUGGUGACAUGUUCAUUUCUGCUCCUUAAUCUGCCUUAACAUUUUAGGGGCCGAGCAGACACUGAUUACUUGUAGUACCAGAUACGACAUUUGAUUUUUAUAGCAAUUUAAUUAAAGCAAUUGUCAGUUUCUUAAUAAUUAUUAUAUGAAACCUGAGCAUUAACAGCGCGUUGCCAUUAUAUGUUAUCUGUCUGAUGCAACAAUUUUCCAGCGUCUGCGCGAUUCCUUAUUAAAAAGACAUUGUAAUUUUGUACAUACCUAUUAUUAUUUAUCUAUAUGUUGUAAAUAAAUUAUUUAUAAUUAUCACA
Molecule: messenger RNA, 1660 nt
Organism: Manduca sexta (tobacco hornworm)
Lineage: Eukaryota; Metazoa; Arthropoda; Insecta; Lepidoptera; Sphingidae
Product: carboxypeptidase B
Exons: 5
Coding region: 86-1381 (431 amino acids)
Biological process (GO): proteolysis
Molecular function (GO): metallocarboxypeptidase activity; zinc ion binding
Source: RefSeq, a predicted model, not a curated record